Nothoprocta perdicaria is the source of this 2659-nucleotide messenger RNA. It is a transcript of the gene ZMIZ2, whose product is annotated as zinc finger MIZ-type containing 2. Gene Ontology annotation, biological process: regulation of transcription by RNA polymerase II; protein folding; protein peptidyl-prolyl isomerization. The record is from RefSeq and is a predicted model, not a curated record. Gene Ontology annotation, molecular function: SUMO ligase activity; peptidyl-prolyl cis-trans isomerase activity; zinc ion binding. The transcript has 19 exons. NCBI's taxonomy places the organism in Eukaryota, Metazoa, Chordata, Aves, Tinamiformes, Tinamidae. Bases 21 to 2453 code for a protein of 810 amino acids.
GCGCCGCCGUCCCGUCGCCCAUGAGCUCCAUGAACCCCAUGAAACCGUCGCUGCCGCCCACGCCGCACGGUGAUGGUUCAUUUGCAUACGAGGCAGUUCCUUGGCAACCGAGCACGAACCAGCCGGCAGGAUCCCUUUCCGUGGUAACCACCGUGUGGGGCGUCAGCAACACCUCGCAGAGCCAGGUGCUGGGCAGUGCCAUGGGCCCCGGCGGCACCGGCUCCAGCGCGGCGCCGCUGCUGCCCGGCAUGGCCGGCGCCGCCUCGGGCAUGAACUCGCCGCCGUUCCUGGGCCAGCAGCCGUUCGCCGAGGGGGCUCCCGCCAAGGGCUACGUGCAGCAGAGCGUCUACGGCCGCGGCGCCUACGGCUACGCGCCACAGCAGUACCUGCAGGGCGGGCAGUACCCCGGCGCGCAGUACGCGCCCGCCGCCGCGCCGCCCGCCGCGCCCUCCCCGUCCUACCCCGGCCACAGGAUGCAGCAGGGCAUGGGGCAGUACCUGGCCGCCUCCGGCAACGCCGGGCCCUAUUACAAGCCUGCCGAGCAGUUCAACGGGCAGAGCGGCAACUUCAGCACGUACAGCCAGGCUGCGGUGAACGGGCCGGCCAGGUCGAUGCCCGGCUACCCCAGCUCGCCGCUGCCCGGGAACCCCACGCCGCCCAUGACGCCGGGCAGCAGCAUGCCGCCCUACAUGUCGCCCGGCCAGGACGUCAAGUCGCCCUUCCUGCCCGACAUCAAGCCCAGCAUCAAUUCCCUGCACCCGUCACCCUCGGGCGCGCCGGCGGGCGAGGAGCUGCGCCUGACGUUCCCGGUGCGCGACGGCGUCGUGCUCGAGCCCUUCCGCCUGCAGCACAACCUGGCCGUGAGCAACCACGUCUUCCAGCUGCGCGACUCCGUCUACAAGACCCUCAUGAUGAGGCCCGACCUGGAGCUGCAGUUCAAGUGCUACCACCACGAGGACCGGCAGAUGAACACCAACUGGCCGGCGUCGGUGCAGGUGAGCGUCAACGCGACACCGCUCACCAUCGAGCGCGGCGACAACAAGACCUCGCACAAGCCGCUCUACCUGAAGCACGUGUGCCAGCCGGGCAGGAACACCAUCCAGAUCACGGUCACCGCCUGCUGCUGCUCGCACCUCUUCGUGCUGCAGCUGGUGCACCGGCCCUCGGUGCGCUCCGUGCUGCAGGGCCUCAUCAAGAAGCGCCUGCUGCCCGCCGAGCACUGCAUCACCAAAAUCAAGCGUAACUUCAGCAGCGGCACCAUCCCCGGCACGCCGGGGCCCAACGGCGAGGACGGCGUGGAGCAGACGGCCAUCAAGGUGUCCCUCAAGUGUCCCAUCACCUUCCGGAGGAUCCAGCUCCCGGCGCGGGGCCACGACUGCCGCCACAUACAGUGCUUCGACCUGGAGUCCUACCUGCAGCUCAACUGCGAGCGGGGCACGUGGCGGUGCCCCGUGUGCAAUAAGACGGCCCUGCUGGAGGGCCUCGAGGUGGACCAGUACAUGCUGGGCAUCCUCAUCUACAUCCAGAACUCCGACUACGAGGAGAUCACCAUCGACCCCACAUGCAGCUGGAAGCCGGUGCCCAUCAAGCCCGACCUCCACGUCAAGGAGGAGCCCGACGGGCCGGUGCUCAAGCGCUGCCGCACCAUGAGCCCCACGCACAUGGUGCUGCCCAACAUCAUGGAGAUGAUCGCGGCGCUGGGCCCCGGCUCGGCGCCCUUCCCGCCGCUGCCUCCGCCGCCCGCCGGCGCCGACUACGGCGCCCAGGGUUCCAGCUUCGCGGGCGCCGGCAGCUUCCCGGAGUCCUUCCCCGGCGGCCCGGCGGCGCUGAGCGAGUUCACGCCGGGGCCGCCCCCCAUCUCCUACCAGUCGGACAUUCCCAGCAGCCUCCUGCCCCCCGAAAAGCCGCCCGGACAGCUCCCCGCGCCCGGCCGCAUGGAGCCGCCGCACGCGGCGCCGGUGCCGCUGGAUUUAGCAGCCAGUCUGCACCCCGAUUCCGCUAACUCCUUCUCUCUCUCUUUGCAGCUGUUUGCAGACAAGGUCCCAAAGACAGCAGAAAACUUCCGUGCUCUGAGCACUGGCGAGAAAGGAUUUGGCUACAAGGGAUCCUGCUUCCACAGAAUCAUUCCUGGGUUCAUGUGCCAGGGCGGCGACUUCACGCGCCACAACGGAACCGGCGGCAAGUCCAUCUACGGGGAGAAGUUCCCUGAUGAGAACUUCAUCCUGAAGCACACGGGCCCCGGCAUCUUGUCCAUGGCCAACGCCGGCCCCAACACGAACGGAUCCCAGUUCUUCAUCUGCACUGCCAAGACCGAGUGGUUGGAUGGCAAGCACGUCGUCUUCGGCCGCGUCAAGGAGGGCAUGAACGUGGUGGAGGCCAUGGAGCGCUGCGGCUCUAAAGACGGCAAGACGAGCAAGAAGAUCACCAUUUCCGACUGUGGGCAGCUCUCGUAAAGAAAAAAAAAUCAGAGAAAACGAAAACCCGUUGUCUUAAUGACCAACCAUUCCUUCUGUAGCCCGGGCUCGCGCGGCCCCUGUAAUCCUUGUGCUCCUGACUUAACUGCUGCGUUUCUAUUGGGUUGCGUCCCCCCACGUUCACGGUCUAGCGGGACUGCAGAGUUUGACGUUGAUGAGUCUAAAUAAAAACGAGUUAAACCACA